UGCGCACGUGUGACUAGAGAGGAACUAACGUCAGUUGAGAGAGCCGAAAAGCUGGGCUGUGGCGCCCUGUUGAAGGCACUUUACCGACAACAUGUCUCAUUUACCGAUGAAACUUUUACGCAGGAAGAUCGAGAAGCGGAACCUCAAAUUGCGACAACGAAACCUGAAGCUCCAGGGUGCCUCAGCUGUGAGCCUGUCGGAAAUUCAAAAUGGAAGUGUGUCUGAAGAAACAGUGGGAGAUGGAAAAGUUAAAAAGUCCAUAAAGCAGUCUGUGAAUGUGGGCUUGUCAGAAGCCCAAAAUGGAGAUAUAGCUAAACAAACAGUAGGAAGCAGAAAAGUUAAAAAAUCCCUGAAACAACCUAUGAGUGCUGGGUUGUCAGAAGCCCAAAAUGGAGACAUAUCUGAAGAAGCAAGAGUAAGUGGAAAAGUAAAAAAGUCCCGAAAACAGUCUAUGAAUGCAAACUUGUCAGAAGCCAACAAUGGAGACCUAUCUAAGGAAGCCAUGGAAAAUGUCAAAGUUAAAAAAUCUGUGAAAGAGUCUGUAAAUACAGGCAUGUCAGAAACCCCAAAUGGAGAUGUAUCUAAAGAAACAGGGGAAAAUGUCAAAGUUAAGAAAGCCUCCAAGAAAUCUACCACAUUGACCAGUGGAGAAGCAGCAAUGCAGUGUCCCAAUUCAGAAUCAAAAAAGAAGAAGAAGAAAAAGAGAAAAAUAGUGGAUGAUGUGGGGCCUGAUUCCAAAAAAGCAAAAGCUGAGGACACCGCUGAAGAUGGUGCCCAGGCUCCUGAAGAAACAGAAAACAGUGUGGAGAAGCCAGACGAGGAUGAGGACAGCGAAGUGCCCACCCUGCCCCUGGGACUGACAGGAGCUUUUGAGGAUACUUCAUUUGAUUCUCUGACUAAUCUUGUCAAUGAGAACACUCUGAAGGCAAUAAAAGAAAUGGGCUUUACAAACAUGACUGAAAUUCAACAUAAAAGUGUCAGACCACUUCUGGAAGGCAGGGAUCUCCUAGCAGCUGCAAAAACAGGCAGUGGCAAAACCCUGGCAUUUCUCAUCCCUGCAGUUGAACUCAUUGUUAAGUUAAAGUUCAUGCCCAGGAAUGGAACAGGAGUCCUUAUUCUCUCACCGACUAGGGAACUGGCCAUGCAGACUUUCGGCGUUCUUAAGGAGCUGAUGACCCACCAUGUUCACACGUACGGGGUGAUAAUGGGUGGCAGUAACAGGUCUGCUGAAGCGCAGAAGCUUGCCAAUGGGGUCAACAUCAUCGUGGCCACGCCAGGCCGUCUCCUGGACCACAUGCAGAAUACCCCCGGGUUCAUGUAUAAAAACCUCCAGUGUCUGGUUAUUGAUGAGGCUGAUCGUAUCUUGGAUGUUGGGUUUGAAGAGGAAUUAAAGCAAAUCAUUAAACUUCUGCCAACACGCAGACAGACCAUGCUCUUCUCUGCCACACAAACUCGAAAAGUUGAAGACCUGGCAAGGAUUUCUCUGAAAAAGGAGCCUUUGUAUGUUGGUGUUGAUGAUGAUAAAGCUAAUGCAACUGUAGACGGUCUUGAGCAGGGAUAUGUUGUCUGUCCUUCUGAAAAGAGAUUCCUCCUGCUCUUUACAUUCCUUAAGAAGAACCGGAAGAAGAAACUAAUGGUCUUCUUUUCAUCCUGUAAGUCCGUGAAAUACCACUAUGAGUUGCUGAACUACAUCGAUUUGCCUGUCCUGGCCAUUCAUGGAAGGCAGAAACAAAAUAAGCGUACGACCACGUUCUUCCAGUUCUGCAAUGCAGAUUCAGGGAUCUUGUUGUGUACAGACGUGGCAGCUAGAGGGCUGGAUAUUCCUGAAGUGGACUGGAUUGUUCAGUAUGACCCUCCAGAUGACCCCAAGGAAUACAUUCACCGUGUGGGCAGAACAGCCAGAGGCCUGAAUGGAAGAGGGCACGCCUUGCUCAUUUUGCGCCCUGAAGAAUUGGGUUUCCUUCGCUACCUGAAGCAAUCCAAGGUUCCAUUAAGUGAAUUCGAGUUUUCCUGGUCCAAAAUUUCUGACAUUCAGUCUCAGCUUGAAAAACUGAUUGAAAAGAACUACUUCCUCCAUAAGUCAGCCCAGGAAGCAUAUAAGUCGUACAUUCGAGCCUAUGAUUCCCACUCCCUGAAACAGAUCUUCAAUGUUAAUAACUUAAAUUUGCCUCAGGUUGCUCUGUCAUUUGGCUUCAAGGUGCCUCCUUUUGUUGAUUUGAAUGUGAACAGCAAUGACGGCAAGGUUAGAAAGCGUGGCGGUGGCGGUGGAUUUGGCUACCAGAAAGCCAAGAAAGUCGAGAAGUCCAAGAUCUUCAAACACAUAAGCAGGAAGCCGUCUGACGGCAGGCAGUUCUCUCACUGAAGAUACACCUUUGUCCUGAAAUGGAUUUUCUUUUUCUCGCUGUAAGAAAGGAAUUUGUGUUAAUUUAGGAUUUGGACUCAUCUAACUAGUAUGAAUUAACUUGGGUCGCCAGCACUGAGGUUUCCAGUGAGUCUCCUUUUUGGAGAUAUGAAACAGGUCGUGAUGUCUUGAUUGCCCAAGAGCACAGCAAGGCAUCUUUCUAGUUUUUGUGAUGAUAGGAUAUUUCUAAGUGUAAAUUUUUUUUUUCCCCCAAACUUGUUACUGUUUUAACAUAAUUCUUUUGGUACCUUGCCUUCCUAGUGUCUGAAGCCUUUUGUGACUUGGAUUGCUGUGUCAGCCUGCCAGAAAGGGCAGGUGACCGGACACUGGACAGGUGGUGGUGGUGCAGAAAAUUGUCUCAAUUGUUUUUGGUUUCAGUUUUUUCUUGGACCUUAACAGUGUUUUGAGCCCUGCUGAAAGUGUUGCUGUGUCAAAGGGCAGAGAGCUUUGGGAAACCCCUAAGGGAGCACUGGGCUUUUAUAUGCCAGACUUUAAAACAAGGAGCCUUUUCCGUUUUACUUUUUCAGGAGUAAGAAAUAUGCCUUGUCAUUGUUACUUGAAUAAAGCACCCCUAGCAGUCCUGACAUCGAGGGUAGGUUGGGGGAAAUCCCAGAUUUUGUCUCUGCUCUUCUCCAAUUGGUAACUUAGCAGACUAAGGCACAAAGAACGGUGACACCCCUCAGUCAAAUUUGUUUCUUUGAAGUGGUUUCAGUAUUGGUGAGUCCUUCCAACUCGAAAUACUUCCAACAAUAUUUUGAAGGCAAAAGCAUCUUUUUGAGAAAAACUGCCUUUUCCAGAUCCAUGAAAGGAAAAUAGAUUUAUGGUGAAAACUGAAAAUGAGCACACAACAGAAUAGCAAAGUCAGUGGUUUAGUCAGAUGGGGUUUUUUGUUGUAAUAAUUUUUGAUUUCUGGUGUGUUUGAUGUUUUAUUUCUAGUGUGUUUUAUAACUACAAAAUGGUUAUUACAUUUUGUAGUAAUUUAAAACCAAAGUUGCUAGCAUCAUUUUGCUGUUGUACCAGUUAAUAUUCAUGGAUUCCUAUUAAAUGUGCUAAGAAUAUUAAAUGUUGAAGAAAGAGUCUGGUAAACAGCAUUCCAGUAGGAAAAGAAGGAUGCAGUCCCACAUCUGGGCUUGACCGCUGUCCCCCUUGCUGGACAUGUGCUGGGCUGCAGACCUUGAUUGCUGGACUCCUGACCUUAAUUGCUGGACUCCUGGCAUCUAAUAACUGUUUCUCUUUACAGUGACUUUUCUUUGUUUCAGAAAUAAUCAUGUUUUAAAAAGUACACAAAAGCAGAGAAGACUAUUUAAUCACUGGAACAGAAGUAAAUACUGUUAAUAUUUUGAUACUUAAUCUUCCAGUGUUUUGUAUACAUACUUUUAAAUUUUUUUUAUCAAAAGUGAAGUAAAUGAUCCUCUACCCAGUAUUUGUAACCGUCUUGUUUCAUAAUGUUAUUUUCCUGUGUCAUUAAACAAUUACAUCAACUUUGUA
Messenger RNA from Odocoileus virginianus texanus, 3889 nucleotides. RefSeq names its product DEAD-box helicase 18 (gene DDX18). Lineage: Eukaryota; Metazoa; Chordata; Mammalia; Artiodactyla; Cervidae. Gene Ontology annotation, molecular function: nucleic acid binding; ATP binding; RNA helicase activity. Gene Ontology annotation, cellular component: nucleolus. Gene Ontology annotation, biological process: maturation of LSU-rRNA from tricistronic rRNA transcript (SSU-rRNA, 5.8S rRNA, LSU-rRNA). The record is from RefSeq and is a predicted model, not a curated record.